AGUAGAGGUGUUGGUUGUAGUGGUAGAGGUAAAGGUAGUGGGUGUGUUUGUUAUAUUGGUUACAGUAGUAGUAGUAGUAGUAGUAGUAAUAGUAGUAGUAGUAGUACUCGUAGCCACGUGGAGAAAAAGGAAAAACGAAACUAAAACAAAAAAAGCUGCCACGCGGCCACGCGAUAACUUUUUGAUUUGUUUAAAUAAAUUAUCUCGUGGCCACGUAAUAGUUUUUCGUUGUUGUUUUGUCUUUUUUGUAUUUUUUUUUCUAUCACGAGAUAAUUUAUAAGAAAACCAAAUGUCCCUGCUGUGCUUCCGUAAGAAAGUGAUCGAUAAUUUUCAUAUUGAUACAGCAGAGUGGUAUGUAGAACUGGGGGUUAAGUGUCCGACGCUGAGCAAGAUACCGUACGAAGUUCAGCAGUAGACCCAAUCCGAAUACAUCUGAUUUGUCAUGCCUUUUCAUAUAUAAAUUAUUCGUUUGAGAGUCAGUACACUUCUUACGAGAGCUAAUAACUAAGAGGUGAAGUGACCGUCAUACGAAUAGUCAAUAGACAUGAAAAAUCCCAAAUAUUUGCAUAGGAUCUAUUACCGAACUUCGUAUGGAAUCUGAGCUGAUGGGAUAUAUACCCAUAUCCUACCCUUAUCUGAGGCCCCGAAUUCUUCUAUUUUUGAACCUGAGUACGUUGGAAAUAAAUCACAAGAAAUGAUUAGUAAAGAUAACGGCUGAACUUCCUGACAGUCCCCACAAAAUACGUGGGUCUACUCCAAUUGAUCUGCUUUAUAGGUUUAUUACAAUAGUAUCACAUCGGCUCUUAUACAUUGACAAACACUGCUCUCAUGCGUCACCGACUUCUGCAUGCCUUUGUGUGCACGUUUUGAAAAAGUAUCGUACUAAUUAUUCCUAAUCCGUCCCCGGUCUUAAAGCAUGUAUAAGUUAAUCUGUGGGACAUUCAUUGGAACACGACGAGAUAUCUUCGGAAAAAAAUAUGGUUUAAUAAUAUGAAAAUGUUCAAUCAACCAUCUUUUAAAAAAAUUUCACAUUCAACUACGAGGGUCAUUCAAAAAGUUGGUGCGUUAUGAGCCCCAAUUGCUUAAUUUGCAUUAGUUUGUGGCCAACCUCGUUCAACACGAAUGCUAUCGAUUAUUCACGACUCCUACACGACUCUAUACGAGCAUUCAUAACUCAUACACGGCAAUCAUCUCAAUAUUUACACGAUCCCUAUACGAACAGCUUUCCUAAUGAAUAAACAUUUUCGCAUUCGGAUGGCGUUCGAACUAAUCUGGACAGCAGAUCGCUUCGAUCGGGUGGCGAUUUCGUACAGCAAAUUUUUCCGAUCAAUUGUAUUACUAAACCAUCAAGAGUCGAUUGCUACAUGAUUAUUUCACGAUUUCUUCACGAACACAUGCUAACCGACCGCAGCUCGAUUUUGUUUUACAUAUCAAAAAUAUCGGACAAACACUCCGAGCAUUGCCGAUCAAAGUAGAUCUAUAUCGAUUAUCCCGACCUCUUACCGAUUGAGUUCUAUCAGUUUACGACCAUUUCUCAAUUUCUUGUCUAUGUUGAAUUGACCGCCAACCGACGGCCGCAUAAUCGUAGUCGAUAACUUUUCGACCCUCUCUCCCACCCCCGAUCGGUAACUGAUCAAAUAUUUAUACAAAUUAAAGACAUAAGACUGGUCAUUCCAACCACACUCCUGAGACGGAUAGUGCAGUUUCCGAAGAAUAGGUCGAGAGCUAUUGGUUCGAUUUGGUCGGUCGUGUGAAUCUAGCAUUCGCAGAAUCUAUGUGGCAUUACUGAGAUGUGUCAAUACAAUUUUGAUUGCUUUAAAAGAUUUUUUUUUUUUUCAAACUGAUGAAUUGGUGAUGUAUUCGUUGAAAUUUCGUUUUUCUUCGUCCAUUCCUGCAUGUGAGAUAUUCGUUUUGGUGUGCCUAUGAAUAACCUAAGUCCAACGUGUACAUCACAUAUUAUGUAUCAUAUACAUUUCACACGUGUGAUAUAUUCGGUCGAUUUUUUUUUUCACUCGAGUAAGUCGUGUUAUAUAUACAGAUGUAUUCGCCAUGUGACAUAUACAGCUUAACACAGUUAUAUUCCACUAUGCACUUAAUUGAAGAGCGAAGAACUGUAAUAGUUAAAAAAUGUGGACCGAUAGUUCCUGACUGCCUUCUAGAGAAAAACAUGAGAAUAAAAAUAUUAUUUUACAGACAGGACAGGUACCUCUUUAAUGAGAAAUAAACUGCGUACAUACAGUCUUUCAAAGAUUGAAUUCUGUACAGAAAAUUAUUGUAAGCUGAUCAUGCCAAUCCAACAUAGGUCAGCAUUAAGUUCAUUUAGGUUACCUUUCCAGGAUAGAAAGUGUCAAUUUUGUGAAGUUGUAGAAGAUGAGUCUCAAGUAAUUUUACAUUCUAGAGGAGUACCGCACAUUUUUGUUUGUUAAAGCUGUUGAAAUAGAUCACUCUUUCAUGUCUCGUAGCAAUACUGGAAAACUGACUUUCAUACUCUGUAAUUCUGCAUUGCUGCGUUAUCCUGCCAAAACCUAUCAUCUGAUUUUAAAGAGAAGAACUUUUUUUAUCUUUGAAGAUAGGUGUUCAUUAUGGCCAUAAUGCUUUUACAUAUAUUAAUAAGGUGGCAAUCACUGUUUUAAAUGUAAAUGAGCCGCACCAUGAGAAAACCAACAUAGCGCAUUUUCGACCAGCAUGGAUCCAGACCAGCCUGCGCAUCCGCGCAUUCUGGUCAGGAUCCAUGUUGUUCGCCAACGGUUUCUCUGAUUGCAGGAUCUAAGCUGGUCGCAAAUGCACUAUGUUGAUUUUCUCAUGGUGCGGCUCAAAUAUAAUUAUUACUUUUAAUUCAUUGAUGUCAUUCACACUCUAUUACCCUAGGUUAAUGUCAUCACUUGUUCUGUAAUGGCUCUAUAUUCUUCACUGAAUCCUUAUCCUUUUGUAUUUUUGGUCAUUUUCUCAAAUAUCUAGAACUUAGGUAUUUUGAAUGUUAGGUCAAACUAGAAUGGAUAAAGUGUGAAAAUUAUUUAGGUCAUCAAUAUAUAUUUUAAAGAAAUAAAAUCAUCAAAUAUUUUAGUAUUAUUUAUUAAACACUGUUCUUACUUAAUAUUCACAUAGAAAAUUUCUAUAUGUAAAUAAAAUGCAUUUUUGAACUAAAUUUUAAAUAUUUUAAUACAUUCAUAGAAUGCAUAUUAUUUCAGGAUGUAAUAAGAUCUAUUUUUCUACCGACAAAUGCAAACGACUGUUGUGUACAUAUAUCAUAUAACGGGUAUAAAUAAAAGUGUCAGUUACAUUUAUUUUACUGCCUAUUUUCUUCCUCGACAGGAACAGUGUUAUUGUAUAGAGACUCAGUGUGAAUUAUUUUUCAUACUUAUUCACUUCAAUAACCACUUUAAAAGGACAUUAAGAACAUUUCGGAAUAAGUGUGUUCAGUUGUGUUAUACUGGUGCUAUCUGAGAAGUAUAUCUACUUAAAUGUGAUAAAAACAAAGCGAUACUGGCAUAUUGGUUGUUAAUUCUUCUUAUGUGACUAGAUGGAAAACUAUUAGUUUUCAUCUUAUCAAUCACCCCUGAUAUACAAAGACGUGGAACUAGUGGUCACGAGACCGCCAAUAAAAGUUCAAAGAAAUAACGUGUAAAAAAGGAUGGCAUUCCGAAUUACAACAUGUAAACUAUCUACGGCGAUUGCUGUUCUAUGUAUAUUCUGCCUGAACAGGUCACUGCAGACUUGUGUCAACUCUUACACAGAUACCACAAUUUGUGACAACAUAAUCCCUGAAAGUCUACCUGCAAAAGUGACCCGCGUAUAUAUAAACAUUAAUAAAAAGAUUAAUAUGUCAUUGAGUGUUAUAUACUUCAAUAAUGCAUCAUUUGCUGAUAGAAGCUGGCGAAAUGUAACAUUUUUAGACAUAACUGCACAGUAUUCAGAUGAUCACGGCCACUUCACUGUUCGAUUUGGUAAUAUGUGCUUUAGUUCGCUGAAUGAAUUAAAGGAACUUCGAAUACACGGGGAUGAGAUUAAGAAGGACUCAUUCAGUACGGAUACAUUUCAUGGUAUACACCUUGUAGAACUGCAAUUUUCAGUGUGCAGGAAACUAGAGAUCAAUGAUCUCCUUGCAGAUUUACUCCAUGUUAAUAUUACAGUGGACAGUUUAUCGUUAAAUGACGUCUCGACUGUUGGAGUUAACAAAUUGAAUAUAAAUACAGCAUUCUAUAGCCUAAUUCAACAGAUGAAAGUUAACAGCUUGAAUUUACAGAAAACAUACUUCAAUAUGUAUUUUAUCAAACACUGGCAGAAAGAACCGAAAUAUGUAGGCCUAAAGACACUUGAUAUUUCCCAAUCAACAAUGAAUUUACCAUCCGGAACUAAUAUAAAUGAACUAUAUGAUUUUGCUGCCUUAUUUCUUAAAGAUCUCAAAACAUUGAAUAUAUCUUUGAUUCCUGUACAGUUUUUCGAUACCAAUUCAGAUUUUUUAAAAAACAAAAACAUAACAAAGUGUGAUGACUUAAAUCAUGAUUUAAUGAAAAUACUUUUCUUUCGUAUUGAAAACCUAUUUGCCGAUGAAAUAUUUAGUGAUCCAGUCAUUAUAAACAAUACAUUGCUGAAUAUCUCUGAUUGUGUUUUCAAUCUAAAGAAGUGGCAUUUUAGAGGGAACCAAAUACAGAUUUUCAACAUAACAGUUUAUUUACCAGUACUGAAUGAGAUGAAUGAAAUUGAUUUAUCGUAUAAUGAAAUAAAAUACUUCUCUCCAAUGGUAACCAAAACAACAAAGUCGCUUGAAAAGAUAAAUUUGAAAUCAAAUAGAUUGUUUGAAAUGGAGUAUUUGCCAGAAUUCAACGAUUUGUUGGAGACUCUAAACAUUCUUAAGUAUUUUAAUAUUGGUGAGAAUAAACUUUCACACUUGCCGCAGGAUAUAUUUAGAAAUAAUGUGGGUUUAGAGAUAAUUGAUUUAGCAGACAAUAAAUUAACGACUAUCGAGUUCAAUUUGAAACAUUUGAAGAUGCUCAAGUUACUGAAUAUUGCUCGAAAUCGUAUAAAAUUCCUAGACGGUAAAGCGCUAGCAAACGUGCAGUUGUUUCUCAAAACACGGGCUUCCGCUGGAGGUAACAAUACAGCAGUCAUUGAAAUAACAGAAAACCCAUUUAUUUGUAGUUGCGAAAGUGUCGAAUUUAUGAAAUUGAUAAUUUCGUUUGUUCAACACCACACUAGGAAAAAAUAUCUUUGUAAGAUGGAAAAUGAAGAAACAGAAAUCAACGAAGAUUCGUUAUAUCAUUCAAAUUAUUCGUGUUACAAAACAGCUGUUAUAUUGAGUGCAUCGGUUUCAAGUUUUGUAAUCAUUGUAGUUUCAAUUCUUUUAACGAAGUUCAUACUCAGACGAAAGAAAAUAAAAAGAGAGAAAUAUGAGAGAAAACUCUUUUUGAAAGAUUUUCAGAAGGGCGUCUUGACAGAACAGUACUUGUGUCAGAUUUCGUAUUCAAGUGAAGACGAAGUGUGUGCUCUUGAUAUUAUUCGUACUAAUUUAAACAUUGCUUUAAGCGGAAAAUGUCGUUGUAAGCGUGAAAUUAUUUGUACUGGAGAUAAGAACUUUUGUUUGGGACGACCAAUAGUAAAUGAAAUUUUACGCUGCAUUUCCAAAUCCUGCGUUGUCGUAUUUGUUAUUUCAAAAUCGUUCUGUGGAAGUCGUUGGUGUGAAAUGGAACUGAGAGAAGCUUAUGAAAUGGACAAACCGAUCAUUUUGAUUUUCAAAGAGACGGUAGAAACAAGUUUGAUGCCAGAAUUGUUAUUUACUAUCUUCAACAGAAUGACAAGAGCCAAACUGGUAGAAGAAGAGGGAGAAUACUCACUUAUUCCAGACUGGGAAAGUCUUGGUGAAUCUAUCAUCAAACUAGCUGCAGAACAAUUUAUAGCUAAACAAUCAAUCGACCAAAAGUUCAUUGAAAGUCAAUAUUCUAAUUAAUACUACAGUCAUACAUGGAGAUUGUAUGAUAACGAUACAGGCUGAAUUUCUCUCAUUGAUAAUCAUGAUUCUAUAAAAAUAUAAAUGAAUAUUAGUUUAUCCUAUAUUUGGAAGUUUAUAUACACUGUCCUAUAUUAUUAACUAAAUAAAGCAACAAAUCACGGCUCUAUACCACAAAUAGUUGUAAUUAUAUAUUCUGUUAUCCUAUUUUGGGGUACGAAUGUACAUAGUUUUCUAUAAAAUCUGUUGUAAAUAUCCAAUCUUCUGUUUUAUGAAAUGCUUGUCGUUGUGAAUGUGAAAAAAGGCAAUUACAUUUAAUUUGCAUUACUUUAGGCUAAUAAGGAUUUGACGUUGGCGUCGUUAAAAAUAAAGAUGUUGGUCGCAUUGACUUGCUCUAUAAUAGAUUAAAAAGAAGAGAUAUUGGUGUUUAAAUAGAAAAAAAGCCUACAUGUGAUAAAAACAUUAUAUUUGUGUCUUUUCACAUUGAAUAUAGUAAGAAAGUAAGUGAUUAUUAUAGCGAUAUGUGUAUCAACGGUUUCGUACAUACACGUGAAUACAAUGAUCUGAAUACAAAACACCCGGCCCCAUGGGCCUAUAUGCACAAGUGGUACGUAUUGAACAGAAUGUACAGAAAAGAUAAAUAAGCAUUUAACAAUACAUAUUAGAUCAAAUAUUAUGGUAUAUACAUUUAUCAAUAGCGAAACUUACAGAGAUAAUAUGUAGAAUACACCAUAUGUAGGACAGAUAUACUGUUAGGUCCACGCUUGACUGCGGACCUGUGGUAAUUUCAAUACAGUAUCACGACGAUUUUAUAGGCGUUGUCAUUAAAGCAAUUGAUGGACUAAAAGUAGCAGAGAGUUAGAUUUUCAUAAACAUCCAGCUAGAGGUUGAAACUGAAUUUUAUUUUAUGUUAAUAUGUCCCGGUUUACUGCAUAUAGAAGAACAAUAUAUACCAAAUAAAUCCUAUAUUAAUAGUUCUACAAACAAAUUUAAUAUACUGAUGGGUUCUCAAAACGUUAAUCUUUAAAUAUUUUAAGGAAGUUAUCAAGAUACAGUUAUAAUGCUUUCAAUGAAAGGAGACAUUUAUUAGAAAGCCGCUGUGUAAUGAUAUUUGAUACAUGUUAUUGCUAACAUUGUUGACUAUAAAAUAGAACUUCUGUAACUUAUAUAUUGCUUACAAAGAUGUGUGCAUAUAUCGUUUUCAUCACAGUUCUUCAUUAAGUAAGCUUAAUAAUUGUAUAAUUGCCAUAGAUUCUGCUAUCACUGUCUGAAUUAGAUUAUCAUUACAGAAGAUACAGAAUGAAGUAUAGUAAAAGGAAGGUCUUCGUAAGUUAAAUUGUUACACCACACGUUGUUGUACAUAAAUGUAUUUAUUAUAACUAUUUUGCUAUGGACCGGUAGCCGAAAUCAAUAAACUACAAUGUCAUAUACUGAGAUGUAGAUUUACACUUAAAAAGGAAGAUGAACAUAUCAUGCUUUCAACAACUGAACGCAAGCAUUUGAAAUUGUAAAUUUGAGCAAAAAUGUUUUCUGUAUGAUGUCGAAAGUCGCCAUAGUACAUAAUGUAUAAUUCUUGUAUGGUCUUAGUACGGAAUGAGACCGCAUGUAGUAUAAUAAUUUUGAACUAACAUAUUAGUAUGUUAUCAGGCAUGAAAUGUAAAAUUGAUAUGCUAUUAUGCAUGUCAACGACCUAUAUGAUUUUCUGAUGACAGUUUUUUUUUCUUUAUAUUUCAAUAUUGAUUUAUAAAAUUGAGUUACAAUGUACCUAACUGGAGACCCAGUGGAUAACCCACAACAAUGAAAUGUAAAUAUAUUCUCUAACUAUGGUUAUGGAUUUGUGUGUAAAUAAACAGAAAACCAAAAUAUUUGUAUUUUCUAACUGGUGUUUCUAAAUAAGUGUGGUAAACCUGGGUUUUGGCAAUGAAAUAUUUUGCUUUUUGUAAAUAUCUAAAUAAACAGUUUAAGUUACCAUGUUCUUUUACCAUACAUUAAAGAAUACACUAUGACAGAGCUUUGCUGAAAAUUUGAACCUUAUUGAGUAAUUAUUGGUCGAGUUAUUCCCAAAAACAUACCAAAAAACUCCCCGACUUCGAGAAAGUUUAUUAGCAGAAACCAUUAAAUGCUCCUAAUAUAAGUACAUAUUUUAUAUUUUGCCAUCGUAUUUCCACUUUCAAUAUAUUGUAAAUAUAUGUCUUAACAUUUUUGUAAAAUUUGAGAACAUGACACUAUGAAGCUUUAGAGUAAUCUUGAAAAAUAUUCUGUUGUUUACAUUUUUGCUAGUGUGACUACAGAGCUGACCAAUGAAAUUAUUUAUUAAAAACAUUUAGAGAUAUUGUUCAGGUCUGAAACUUUACUGUCAUGUCAAGGAUAUUAAUUUUUAGUUAUAUGAAAUUUUGUAGAUUUUUUAGAAGCCUUGUUCUCUUGUAAUCCUUUAAAGAUGACCCUUAGAUGUGAAGACUGAUUUUGGCAGCCAUAUUGGAUAUUUUUGGGAGAAUUUGUGUGUCAAUUCUUUAACACUUGAUUUAAGUACUUUUAGAUCAUUAUUUGUAAUUUGAAAUAAACUAAUAAGGUGUAGUUUUUCUUCUAGUUUGUGUUUAUGUAACUGGUUUUUGAUGACUUUUAUUCUAUUUCUUGCAUUUGGUGAGAAAAGUUUUACAUAUUUGGGAAAAUGUCAUUGACCAAUCAGAUUGCAGCAGUUUGGGUGCUUCUCUAUAAAUAUGGGCUUAUCAGUUAUUUCUUUGCUCUUCUAGUUUACACUUUUGGAUUAUACACUUCUCUUAUGUAGGAAAUUAUUGGAAAUUUGGAGCCAAUUUUAAGAACUUUGGACUUUAUUUUUAUUGGGGAAUAAUGUAGAAAUUUGGAGUUUAAUUUAUUUGCUUAAGAAGAUUACUGAAAUUUAUGUGCAUUUUAUGUGGAAUAAUUGUGGAAUUGUCUGAUAAUAUUGACAUAUAUUUAAAUUGGUGUAUAUAUUAAUUGUAGAAGCUUAUUUGUAGACAUAAUUUAGACCUUUGUAGUUGUGAAUGUGUGGUUAUGAGAGCUAUAGGACUUUAGAUUUAAUAGAUUUAUAAAAUUGGACUUACUCUUGUGUUUUCAUUUAAUUUUACACAGUCAUAUGUGCUGAUUUUCUUAUUUGUUUGUUUGGUUUGAUUUUCUCCUAUUUAUAGUCUAAGUGGUGUGAUAAUAAUCAAAACUUAUUAUUACAGCACUUGGCGUUAUAAUAGCUUUGAAAUAGCCCAGAAAGUGGCUUUGUAAGGCAUCUGGCUUUUCCUUUAAAUUAAUUAAGCCAGUGGUGUCGGCCAUCCUAAACAUUUUUACCCCAGUUCCCGAGCGAAUAAUGUCCUCGGUGAACGGUUUACCCCGGGGACUGGGGUUUACGAUAAAAUUGGCGUCAGAAGUGGGGAUUUCAUACAGGAAUAUUAUUUGGAAAUAAUUUAUACUGCAGGUAUCAUUUACAAGGAUCGGACCUCAGCAGGAGUAUUAAGUUUGAAAGGACCUCUGGAUUAUACUCUUUUAUCUUUGAAACAGAGGUGAUAAUAGGGAAGACCUGUUAUCACUAGGCUUUCUUCUAUCGCUUAUUGUAUCACAACUCUUUCUUUCUUGGGGUGAUAGUGUGAAAGGCCUGAGAGUGAACUAGGCUUUCCUCUAUUGCUAUACAAAUCUUCAGUUGGGGUGAUUGGGUCUGUGAUAUUAAAUCAGGUCAUUCACUUUUUUGAAUUUCCAAAUCCUAUCAUAGUGUUAACGGCAGGGAAGCACGGCAUCGGUGCGCCUGUCACAAUUGUUCAAACUUAGUGUUAAGUGCAGGGGAGCACGGCAUCGGUGCGCCUGCAACGUUUUUUAAACCUUAGAGUUAAGAGCAGGGGAGCACGGCAUCGGUGCGCCUGCUACUUGUUUUAUAUCUUAGAAUUAAGGGCAGGGGAGCACGGCAUCGGUGCGCCUGCUACAUUUUUUAAACCUUAGAUUUAAGGGCAGGGGAGCACGGCAUCGGUACGCCUGCUACAUUUCAUAACUUUAGUUGUAAAUGCAGUUGAGCCUUUAGUCUUUGCUCCUGCAACAUUUUUUCCUAACCUUAGAGGUAAGGGCAGGGGAGCACGGCAUCGGUGCGCCUACAACAUUUUUAAACCUUAGUGAGUUAAGGGCAGGGGAGCACGGCAUCGGUGCGCCUGCAACAUUUUUUAAACCUUAGAGUUAAGAGCAGGGAGCACAGCAUCAGUGCGCCUGCUACAUUUUUUUCAAACCUUAGAGUUGAGGGUAGGGGAGCACGGCAUCGAUGCGCCUACUACAUUUUUUCAUAAUCUUAGUUGUAAACGCAGUUGAGCCUUUAGUCCUUCCUCCUGCAACAUUUUUUCCUAACUUUAGUGUUUAGAUCAGGAGAGCACGUUAUCAGUGAAUCUGCGACCAUUGCUAACAGGGAAGUACGACAUCGGUGCGCCUGCUACAUUGCCUUUAAACCUUUGAGUUAAGGGCAGGGGAGCACAGCAUCGAUGCGCCUGUUACAUAUUUUAAACCUUAAAGUUAAGGGCAGGGGAGCACGGCAUCGAUGCGCCGCCUGCUACAUUUUUCCAUGUAUUUUGCUAAGUUUAAUGUUAUAUAUAUAAUGUUAUAAUUAAUCCCUUAGAUGCUCUUUCUUCAGCUUUCAAAAGUGGAUUAUCAUAAUUGUGGGAUACUUACAUCAAAAGAGGAUUUAAAAUCCAAAUUUUGAGACAAGCGCUUAAAAUGUGUACAGAAUGUACAGAAAAGAUAUAUAUCAUUUAAUGGAGUAGACAAAGUGAUUAAUAAGUGAUUUAAAGUUAAUUCUAGAAUGGAUUUUAACAAUUAUUCUGGAAUAUUAUGUUGAAAUUGAUACCAGUGUAGGAAAUUGUGACUUAAGAUAGGAAUCACACUCCAGAAUAUUUCCACAAUUCUGAGACAAGUUAAUAAAACGUUAAGGCUUUGGAGUAGAAUCUGUAGACAUGGUGAUUCUAAAAUGGAUUUAAUAAGUGACUUUAGGAUGGAUUCUAGAAUGAAUACUGACUUUAAUUCUGGAAUGUAUGUAGAAAUUAAUUCCAAAAUGAGAAAUUGUGACCAAGAUAGGAAUCACACUCCAAGCUACCUGAACCAGUAUGAAGAAGACUUUCAUGAACCCAGAUACAGACUACCUACCUACAAUGGGAAGCAAUGUUUUUUUUGAGGCUUUCUUAUGGCAGCUUCAACGGUUUUCUAAAUACUAUGCAUGGACAGAUGAACAAUAUAGAUUACAGUUAAUCUUGGCCUUGAAAGGUGAUGCUGUGAAAUUUGCCUGUACCUUAUCCCCAGAUACACGUGAAAACACACAAACACUCAUUAAGGCUCUAACAGUUCGUUUUGGGCAGAGUGCGGUGCCAGAAAUCCAUAGAAUUAAUUUAUACAGUAUUCAAAAACACCCUUUAUUUUUUGAUAUUUUGCCAUGGUAUUUCCACGUUCAAUAUAUUGUAAAUAUAUGUCUUAACAUUUUUGUAAAGUUUGAGAACAUGACACUAUGAAGUUUUAGAGUAAUCUUGAAAAAUAUUCUGUUGUUUACAUUUUUGCUAGUGUGACUACAGAGCUGACCAUUGAAAAUAUUUAUUAAAAACAUUUAGAGAUAUUGUUCAGAUCUGAAACUUUACUGUCAAGUCAAGGAUAUUAAUGUUUAGUUAUAUGAAAUUUUGUAGAUUUUUUAGAAGCCUUGUUCUCUUGUAUCCUUUAAAGAUGACCCUUAGAUGUGAAGACUGAUUUUGGCAGCCAUAUUUGAUAUGUUUUGGGAUAAUUUGAGUGUAAUUGGAAAUAAACUGAUAAGGUGUAGUUUUUCUUGUAGUUUGUGUUUAUGUAAUUGGUUUUUGAUGACAUUUAUUCUAUUUCUUGCAUUUGGUGAGAAAAGUUUUACAUAUUUUGGAAAAUGUCAUUGACCAAUCAGAUUGCAGCAGUUUUGGUGCUUCUCUAUAUAUAUGGGCUUAUCAGGUAUUUCUUUGCUCUUCUAGUUUACACUUUUGGAUUAAACACUUCUCUUAUGUAGGACAUUAUUGGAAAUUUGGAGCCAAUUUUAGGAACUUUGGACUUUAUUUUUAUUGGGGAAUAAUUUAGAAAUUUUGAGUUAAAUUUACAUGUAUUUGCUUAAGAAAAUUACUAAAAUUUAUGUGCAUUUUAUGUGGAAUAAUUGUGGAAUUGUCUGAUAAUAUUGACAUAUAUUUAAAUUAGUGUAUAUAUUAAUUGUAGAAGCUUAUUUGUAGACAUAAUUUAGAAAUUUGUAGUUGUGAAUGUGUGGUUAUGAGAGCUAUAGGGCUUUAGAUUUAAUAGAUUUAUAAAAUUGGA
Messenger RNA from Mercenaria mercenaria, 12247 nucleotides. Its product is annotated as toll-like receptor 4. Gene Ontology annotation, biological process: toll-like receptor signaling pathway; immune response. Gene Ontology annotation, molecular function: transmembrane signaling receptor activity; protein binding. Lineage: Eukaryota; Metazoa; Mollusca; Bivalvia; Venerida; Veneridae. Bases 3632 to 5944 code for a protein of 770 amino acids. The record is from RefSeq and is a predicted model, not a curated record. The transcript is spliced from 3 exons. Gene Ontology annotation, cellular component: membrane.